AAAAUAAAAAAUCAAAUCUUGUCUUGUAGUUUAGAAUAAUAAACCAUAUUCUAAUCUAUCUUUUGCUAAGAAGAGAAAGAAAUUGAGAGAAUAAUGAAUAGUGGUGAAGGAAAGGUUGUUUGUGUAACUGGUGCUUCUGGUUAUAUAGCUUCAUGGCUUGUCAAAUUUCUUCUCCAACGUGGUUACACUGUCAGAGCAACAGUUCGUGAUCCAAGUAAUCCUAAUAAGGUUGAUCACUUGCUUAAACUUGAUGGUGCAAAAGAAAGAUUGCAACUCUUCAAAGCAGAUUUACUAGAAGAAGGUUCCUUUGACUCUGUUAUUCAAGGAUGUCAUGGUGUCUUUCAUACUGCUUCACCUGCUGUUUUCGAUGUCGACGACCCUCAGACACAAUUAAUUGAUCCUGCAGUGAAGGGAAGUCUUAAUGUUGUUAAGUCAUGUGCAAAAUCACCAUCUGUGAAAAGAGUUGUUUUAACUUCUUCAAUUGCCACAGCUUUAUUUAGUGGAAGACCUCGAACUCCAGAAGUUGUAGUUGAUGAGACAUGGUUUUCAAAUCCUGAAUUCUUAUGGGAAAAAAAGAUGUGGUAUCAAUAUGCAAAGACUUCAGCUGAGGAAGUUGCUACAAAAUUCCUAACAGAAAACAACAUUGACUAUGUUGUUAUGAAUCCAGCAGUGACAAUAGGGCCUCUCUUACAACCAGAGCUUAAUGGAAGCUCCUACUUAAUUUUUAACUUAAUAAAUGGUUCAGAAACAUUUCCGAAUUUUACUUUUGGAUGGAUUAAUGUGAAGGAUGUUGCAAAUGCUCAUAUUAAUGCAUAUGAGGAUGUUUCAGCUAGUGGAAGAUAUUGUUUGGCUGAAACAGUGAUGCAUUUCUCUCAACUUACUAAGGUUUUGAGUAAUAUAUACCCAACAUUACAAAUUCCAGACAAGUGUGCAGACGAUAAACCUUUGAUGCCAACAUUUCUGAUUUCCAAAGAAAAAGCAAAGACAUUAGGAAUUGAAUUUAUUCCCCUGGAAGUGAGCCUCAGAGAGAUCAUUGAAAGUUUCAAAGAAAAAAAGUUUGCUAACUUCUAAUUAUUAUUAUUCUAUGAAUUUUCUAAUUUGUUAUAUUUCAUUCAAGAAAACAGUUUAUAAUCGUAAUAACAUUUUGGUUUAAAAAACUCUACUUAAUGAUGAUUUAUUAUUUAUUAAUGUGAAAUAAGGUUUGAUACUAUAUCAAACCAAGGUAGUUCAAAUGUGCUUCUUACACACUUUGCUUUGCAAUUACAAUUACAAUGCUUCUUA
Messenger RNA from Trifolium pratense (red clover), 1281 nucleotides. Its product is annotated as phenylacetaldehyde reductase-like. The record is from RefSeq and is a predicted model, not a curated record. The transcript is spliced from 6 exons. The coding region runs from base 94 to 1071 and encodes 325 amino acids. NCBI's taxonomy places the organism in Eukaryota, Viridiplantae, Streptophyta, Magnoliopsida, Fabales, Fabaceae. Gene Ontology annotation, molecular function: oxidoreductase activity, acting on the CH-OH group of donors, NAD or NADP as acceptor.